GACAGUAGCUCAAGUGGAUUAAAUAAUUUAAUUAUUAUGAAGAAAAGAGUAAUACUUCUUGAAGGCAAUGUCAAAGGCAUUAAGGCUCGAACGGUUUUGUGGUAUUUGGCAUUCUUUGGAUUUGCAAUUAACACAAUCGUUAGAAUUAAUUCAAGUAUUGCAAUUGUUGACAUGAUUGAUGUUAACCUCAAGAAAUCUACAAAUGUAAAUAAGACAGUUGCUGUGUCGGAGUGUUUAGCAAAAGAUGAUAAAGGUGCACAAAAUGGUACAAUCAGCAUUAUUUCAAAUAUUAAGCUAGUAAACACCACAAGAUAUGUGUCAAUGGAGCGAAAAAUUUUAGAUUAUUUUGAGAUCGAAUAUGAACGCGAUGGAUUCAAAUGGAAUGAACAUAAGCAAGGAAUGUAUUUGGGAUCAUUUUACUGGCUUCAUUGGAUGUCACAAAUCCCAGGUGGAAUAUUAGCAACAAAAUUCGGAACUAAAACAAUUUUUGGGCUUGCAAACUUCAUUCCAUGUGCAUUGUGCUUACUUACACCGAUUGUCAGCUAUUUAGACUAUAAAGUGCUUGUUAUUUUGAGGAUUACUUCUGGUGUAUGCACUGGUCUGUCUUGGCCAGCAAUGCAUCAUCUUAUUGGACUUUGGAUACCUGGAAAUGAAAGAAGUCGGUUUGUGACUGUCUAUUUGGGAACUGGAAUAGGAGCUGCCAUAGCAUUUCCAAUAUUUGGCUACAUCAUCAAAAUCUCAUCAUGGGAAUGGGUUUUUCACUUCUGUUUUAUAGUUGGAACUAUUUGGUAUAUUUUCUGGAUGUUUCUCGUUUUUGACAGUCCAGAAGUUCAUCCAAGAAUUGAUCCAGCUGAAAAAGAGUAUAUCAUUAAGUCAUUAGGUUCAUCAGUUUUUCGAGAAAAGGACAAACACGAAAGGAGAGAAAUUCCAUGGAAAGCGAUUUUAACAUCAAGAUGUACUUGGGUGACUGUUUUGGCAGAUCUUGGGAAUGUUUGGGGACUCUUUACAAUAUUGACACAAAGCCCAACAUAUUUCCGAUUCAUUCAUGGAUGGAGUAUUGAGAUGGUUGGAAUUUUGUCUGGAUUUCCUCAUUUGAUGAGAGUUUUGGCAUCGUUUGUGUUUUCGUCGAUUGGAGAUUAUUUGUUGACUGGGGAUAGAAUGUCUCGUGAACACGUUAGGAAGCUAGCAACCUUGUUCCAUUUAGUCUUAAGUGGAGCAGUUUGUCUAGGUAUUGCAUACUCUGGAUGCAAUUUUACACUCGCUGUGGCGUCAUUGACACUUUCGCUGGCACUUAAUGGUGCCAUAUCUGCCGGCUUACUAUCAGGAAUAAUUGAUAACAGUCCUAAUUAUUCUGGAGUCAUAUUGGGUGCUGUAGGAACAAUAUCGAUCAAUUCAGCACUAGUUUCUCCUAUGGUCGUAGGUUAUUUAACAUUUGAGAACCAAACUGUUAAAGCAUGGGAACAUAUUUUUGUGAUUACAUCCGUGAUUAUGAUGAUUACCGGACUUAUUUACAUUGUAUUUUAUGACGGAUCUCUUCAGCCAUGGAACAAUCCUGGUGCAUGCAAAUCUGAGGACAAAAACAUUAGGAAAAAACUUUUGGAAUUCAACGAAAAGUUCAAAAUUCCUCAGCAAUCUUCAAAUGAUCUAUAAUUUUCAGAUCAG
Chironomus riparius is the source of this 1662-nucleotide messenger RNA. Lineage: Eukaryota; Metazoa; Arthropoda; Insecta; Diptera; Chironomidae. The record is from the annotation of a GenBank genome assembly.